Molecule: messenger RNA, 6572 nt
Organism: Monodelphis domestica (gray short-tailed opossum)
Lineage: Eukaryota; Metazoa; Chordata; Mammalia; Didelphimorphia; Didelphidae
Source: RefSeq, a predicted model, not a curated record
AUCAUUUCUAUCACAUGAAGGUUAUGGAUUCUUUUUAAUGCCAUCCCUUUUCCAUCUCUUUUCUUCAGCAGGUCAGCACAGAACUAUUUCUGAAAACUGUUCCAGCUAUGACAAGAGCAUUGUAAAAGUAGCUGAUGGAGCAAAAGACAGUGAUGGGGAAGACUACGAAGAUCCUAAGACUUUACCUAUCGGAGCAUUUCGGUCAACAAAAAUCUUACCUGCCAGACCUAUAGAGGAGUCACAAUAUGCAGAUAUACGCUGUUUCCAAGAAAAGAUGAACUCUCAUAUUUCUACAGACACCAAGAACAAUGUUUCCAUGAAGCAACAACCUUGGAACUUCCAGAUGAGAUUGGAAAAGGGAGUGCAGAUUUUAGCAGAUGUCAGAGAUCUAAAUCAUAAAGGAGAAAGUGAAAUCAAAGGAAUCAAGAAUCCUUUGCCACCUCCUAGACCUCCAAACACCCUUCCUAAGAAAUAUCGACCUCUUCCUCCUGAGCCAGAAAAUAGGCUCACUCUAAACCAAAGGAAUGAUUUGCUAGAAGCUGACAAGAGCACCAGACAGAUCAGUUUGAAGGAUUUAAGUGAUGUGCUUCAAGGAGAUAAAGUUCCAGAUCACCUGAAGAAGCCUAUUAUACCUUGCCAGACACAGCAUCAUUUGAAGGAUCUUUCUGUUCCUGUUGCCAGUUCGUUGUUGAUGAUGGCUGACCCAAGUUUUCAAGGCAAAGGACACAAAGUGAGCAUGUCCUCACCCUCACUCCAGAAAGCCUCACAACCAGCACAUGGGAACCUUCUUGAUGAUAAGCCUUUGCCUACCAGUUUGCUUCAGAAGAAACCAUAUCAUGGCAAAUGCAGCAAAAAGGCUUUCAAGACGUAUGACUGGUAUAUUGGAGAAUUUAGCCGACAGGAAGUGGAAAAAGCUUUGAUGAAGGAAAACACUGAUGGGACCUUCCUUGUUCGAGAUAGCUCCAAGAAAUCAAUGGCUGAACCCUAUGUUUUGGUGGUGUUUCAUAGAAACAAAGUAUACAACGUUAAGAUCCGUUUCCUGGAGGGGAGUCAGCAGUUUGCCCUUGGGACGGGACUCAGAGGAGAUGAUGUGAGUGAAAUAACAUCUGCCCAUCUGAUCCCUUUUACCCUUCUCUAUUUUCAACUGAUGGAUAUGAUGGCUCUCCCUAAGUGUACAAUUUAUUGUCAUGAUCAGCUUUAUGGCUUAAAUGUCUCCAAUGUGAUGUUCAAAACACUGAGCAAACAGUUAUCACUUACAAGUCUAAACCAUAUUUCUGAAACAUUUUAAUUAGAGGGCAAUGACAUCUUCUCAAGAGGGCUAAGUGGCUCUCCUGUAGAAAUGAAACUAUGGAGAAUAUUUUUUUAUCAGCCAAAAAAUUUCAACUUACUACACCUUUAUAGGAAAUAACCCGAGGCCAUCUUAUCUAACCCCCUCAUUUUACAGAUGAAGAAACUGAGGCAAAGGGUGAUUAAGUAAUAUGUUCAAAGUCACAAAGAUUGGAAGCAAGAGAAAUAGAAUUACUAAGGUCCAUUUGUAAACAUUCCCAACCCAUUGCUAAUUGACAUCAGGGAAUAAUAAAACUAAUUAAGAAUCAUCUACUAAAUUCAUUCAGUAAGUUUAUAUUGAAUACCUACUCUAUUUAAAAAGCAUCCAGUUAGGUGUUGAUAUAUUGAAUGGGGUACUAAACACUGUGCUAGGUUUGAGAUCAGUGUGUUAAUUUUAAAAAUUAAAAUCCCAUUUUAUUCCAGUAGCUAAUAUUAUUGAUUGUUUUGUACGUUUAAAAAAGAAUAAAAUUCUUUGAGAUUGAUGCCAAAUGGACAACCAUAGAAUUGUAGAAGGCUCCUUCAAACAAAAGACAUUUAGUACUGCAGCUAGAAGUACUUUAAAAUAUGAAUGCCAGUGCUCUUUGAGGCUUAAGACUAUACCACACUAAAAUGAUAACUUGAAAGACCAUCAGAACAUAGAAUAUAGACGAUUAGAGCUGUAUAUGCCUUAGAACAUUCCGGGAACUAUCCAAGACCACGUUGUUUGACACGGUCCAUGUGGAAACCGGGAAAUGCAAAGCAAUCCCCAGGAAGGAUGGAAACCCCCACUGAAACCCCCCUAAGUGACUUCCAUUAUUAACAUCCCCUUAUUAUUGGAAUUGCCAUGAUUAUUAUUCUUACUUAGCCUCAGGAAAAAUAGAUGAGAGCAACAUGUUUGCAGGGUUAAUACAGAUGUCCCACUCUGUCCCCCCAGGAUAUUACCAGGAGAGCCCACUUACAAAAUUAAACCUAAGGAUUCUUACAUACUCAUUAAGAUAGGACCCCCUUUUCUAGGCAUAAAAACUUCUGGCAAAUCUGUGUUCUGAAUUCCCUAACCUGUAUCUGGGUCAUGUUGAUUCUACCCACUGAUCCUGCCCUUAGCAACAAUGUUUCACUGACUAUCUCCCUAGGCUUCCUGUCUGUUUGUUAGAUUCUAUGGAAACAUGUAUGUUGAGAAUGAAACUGUGUGCCAAGUAGAUGUGUGAUCAUGAGGGUAUAAAAUAAAGCCAGGCCUCAGCCAAAGUAGAGCAGUUUAUCCUGUGAAACCUAUGCUACGGGUUGAAUGAGAAAGCUGUGUCCCAUCCAUCAUUUCACCAACACCAUCCCACCUCCAAGACCCCAUCCCCUGUGGGAGGCUGGCCCACCCCACAGCAAGAACAUAUAGUAUUAACUGUUGAUGGAAAAUGAUGUUAGAGAUUAUGUCUUUUAAGAAAUAAUAAUGUCAUUUUGGUGAAGACAACAUACUUUAAAAUUUUUGCUUACAGCACAGGGUUGGGAAAAAUAACUAAAAAGCCAGAUGACUAAAUUAAUAUAUUUUGCCCUAUAAGAAUUUGUAUAUUUGGCUUUUCUGCCCUAACAAACUCUCAUUAAGUAAGUACAGAAAUUGUGUCUUUCCAACUUGACUUGACUUGAUUUGACAUGACUUACAUCCUAGCUCCUUUGUUUGAAGAAAUGGGAUAUAACUAACAAGAAAAUGACUGUGGAUUUAUUAUAAUUUCAUUUUUAUGUGUUUAUUCAUUUAUUAUGAUUUAAUUUAUCAAGUAAAAGUCAGUGUCAAAAAUAUGUUAAUGAACUUAAAGAUUGUGUGUGUGUGUGUGUGUGUGUGUGACACCAUAGAGGUUAUUAAUCUUUCUGAAGAUAAAUGAAAAAUUGCCCCCAAAAUGCAAACAAAAAAAUUUAACCAGCCUUUAAGAUCUAAUUUCUAAUGCCAGCAUGACAUUUACUAUCCACUUGAAAUGAUUUUUUUCUUAGAAAGAUAUUAUUAUUAAAUUCUUCUUUUAUUAAUGUCUCUUUAGGUUAAAAUUUCAACUACAGGCCCACCACUAGAGAAAAAUAAUAGGAAAUGACAAAAUGAUUAAUUGUACCAUUCUUGGAUUCUGCUUCCUAUUAAGAUUAUUUUUUCAUAUAAAAUGCCAUCCAUUUAGUAUAAUAUUAAAAACAAUUAAUAUUGAAUUCAUUAUGUCAUACAUUCUAGAGAAAACAAGGAUUAGAAUGUAAAGUAGUCAUGCCUUCUCCAAAGAUUAAUGCCACAUAUGGGUAAACAUAUUUUUAAUGGGUUAUGCAUGAAAAGUUUCAUUUUUCUAUUUUACUUCCAUACUUGAAAUGCAAAGAAUAAUAACAGAAAAGUUUGGUUGUUUAUAACUAGAAGUUAAUUAUAGAAAUGUGAAGGUCUUGGUUUUUUCCCACUAGUCCCUUAAAUUUUAAAAAUAUUAUGUUAAAGCAUUCUAUGAAGGCAUUCUUAUAUCUUUUAUCUCAUUUGAGCUUCCCAAAAAUCCUCUGAGGUAUGCAGUGCAUUAUUAUUACCUCUGUACUAUGGAAGACCUAACUGAUAUUCAAGAAGUUAAGUGAUUUACCGAAAGUAAUGUAAGCAAUGUCAAAGCAAAGGCUCAAACUAAGAUCCUCUGACUUCUAGAUGAUAUGAUAUAAAUUUUUUACCAUGUUGCCUUUCAAUAUUUUUUCUAUCUAUUAAUUGCUACACUAGUACCUCACUUACAUAGAAUUCAGUUAUCCAGAGACAGCUAGCUAUGGCAUAAUGGAUAGUGUAUUUGGGCUUGAAGUAAUAAAGGCCUAAGUUCAAAUCCAGCUAUGGAUUUAGUAGCUAUGUGACCCUGGGCAAGUAACUUAACCUGUGCUUCAAAAGCAAAACAUGGGUAAUAAGAGCAUCUCGCUCACAGGGUUAUUUUAAGAAAUAAAUAAAAUAAAUGUGUAAGUACAAUGCCCAGCUCAAAAUAGGUGUUUAAUAAGUGCUUAUUCUCAUCCCUCCAUUGCCUUUCUAGAACAUACCUGAGAAGGAAAUAAGACCACUGUGGUUAAAAUGGCUAUCACAAAAUCCAUAUAUUCUCCUCAGAGGAGAGCCUAUUUACUUAUUUUAGAUAUAGGUCUAACUAUCAGUAACCUGGUUUCUAAGUCCACCAAUGGCUUAAAUUAAUAGGUCUAAGGUGUUCAGGGAAAAAGGAAAAGGAACUAUAAGUUCUAAAAUAUUUAUAGCAGGUCUCCUUGUGGUGGCCAAGAACAGGAAAAUGAGAGGAAAACUGGAAAAAAAUUGGGAAAUGGAUAAACAAGUUGUGGCAUAUGAUUGUGACAGAAUAUUACUCUACUGUAAGAAAUAACAAAGGUUAAUUUUGGGAAAAACAUGGUAAGUCUUAAAUGAAAUCAUGAAGAACGGAUUGAGAAGAACCAAGAGAACAUUAUCGACAGCAACAGAAAUAUUAUUUGAAGAAUGACUUGUACAUAUCCAUAUCCAGAGAAAGAACCGAUAAUAGAAAUAAGUAAGAAAUAGUUUUAAUAUACGCUUUUUGUCAAAUAAGUUAACUCCGUAUUCAAAUAUAACAAACAAAUAAAAAAAGAAGAGUCAAAGGAAAGAAAGGUUACUCCAGGCAGUCACAUUGCGAUCAGAAAAGUGACAAUUGAUAGCUUGGAAGAAAAGAUCUAUAAGAAGCAGUGAAAGAACUAAAAAAUUUCAGCUGCCUGCAAACAUUGAGCAUAUGGUAAAAUGGACAUAGGGGCUGUAUAGUUUUGUAUAGUUGUCACUAUACUAUAGACUGGUAUAACUGAAAUUCAUAAAUGGUGCCCUUGAGUCAUUAGGAAAAUGCUAAAUGAUAAUCAGUUUGAGAAUAAGAAUAAGUUGGCAGCUAGAUGGCACAGAGAGAAUGCUUGGAGUCAGGAAGACUCAUUUUUGUGAGUUCAAAUCUGGUUUCAGAUAUUUCCUAGUGUUGUGACCUUAGAUAAGUCACUUAACCUUGCUUGCCUCAGUUUCCUCAUCUGCAAAAUGAACUAGAGAAGGAAAUGGCAAGUCACUCCAAUAUCUUUGUCAAGAAGACAUGAAAUAGGGCCACAAAGUAUUGGAUGCAACUUAACAACAACAAAAACUGAGUUUGUGAAAGAUUACCAGACAUUUUAUUGAAUAGAAGUAAUUAAAACAAUGAUAAAAGAAGUGCUUAAUUACAUAAACCUGUAACUUAUAAAAAUACUCAACUUUAUGGAAUGUCUCAAUUACUUUCUGAGAGGUUUCUGAAUGCAGACAUUUUACUGUACAAAUAGCUCUUGUAUUCUUAAAUGACCCUGCUUACAUUCUUUAUUUCUAAUGAAUAAAAAUCUGUUUCCAUACUUCCCAUCAUCGCUGCCCCCCAUGGAAAAAAAUAAAAUUCUUGUAGCAAGUGAUUAGUCAAAGCAGAACAAUUUCCCACAUUGGACAUGUCCAAAAAAUAUGUCUCAUUUUCCACCCAGUGGCCAUCACAAGUCUAUAUGAAAGGGGUAUCGUCAGAACUCAAGAUCAUGACUGAUCUUUACAUUGAUCAGAUUUCUUAAGUCUUUCAAAAUUGUUUGUAUUGACAGUGUUAUUACUGUUUUAAAAGAUCUCUAGUUUUGGUCCCUUCACUGUGCAUCAGUUCAUAUCAUUCUUCCCAGACUUUUACUUAAGAUUCUUAAUGACCAUAUACUUUGAUUUAUCUUUAUUUUAUGUUCAUAAUCAAACCAAACAAAUAUUUGUCAUUCACUCAAAAAGGUGAUCAUGCACAAAUUUUCUUUCAAUGACACAGAAGGGGUCCUAGACUCUCUUUUUAAAAAGUUUUUAUAGCAAAAUUAUUUUUUGGAUAUGUCCCUCACCCUACUCCAGGAACAAAAUAAAGCCCUCAUUGUAACAAUGGAAAACAAUUGAUACAAUGACAAUAUGACAAGGUAUAAAACAUUCUAUCACUGUAGUCUGCCAUGUCUGUGAUAUUUGAAGUGAAAGAUAUUCCAUUAUCAGUUCCUAUGAUCUCCCUGACCACUACUGCUUUAGAAAAAAAUUAUUCAGUUUGGCUUCCUUUUAGUGAUCUCUGCAUUGUGCUUUUUGUUCUCAUUUUUCUGUUAUUCAGAUUUUAUUAUUAUUUUAUUACCUUCUUUUCCAUGAAGAAUGUUUAUCAUUUUACUCUUUGCCAUUUGUUUCAGAUUCAUUUAUGCCUAAUAUGAUCAAUUUUUGCAAAGAUACUAGAGGAUGCUGAGAAAUGUACUUGUUCUUUAAUAUUUCCAUUCUGAACUGAUCAUUCAAAUAUAUUUUUGUAACAAUA